AUGUAUACCUCCGGACCUGCGGCCGCCAUGGCAGAAGUCAACUUCAUCAAAUCAUACCUUUCCUCCCUCGACUCCCGUCCCAUUAAGCUCCCCGCCGACUAUGUCAUUGAUCCAGAGCGAGUCGGGCGAGUCCCUUACCUCCUCCCCCGCAUGCCAGCCCCCCACCCCGAAAUGCCCAAGAAAGUGAAACAGGCUCAAGCCCCCGGCUCCGCCAAAUCAAUCACCGUGAACUUAAAAUCCGCGCGGAAUCCUGUCCUCGAAAUCAAGCUUUCCAACAAGCCUAUCUCCACGACUUCCGUUCAGGACCUCAAGGAUGCAGUGCGGGACCGUGUGGCCGACGCUCAGUCGAACAAGAUUCCGCUGGACAAGAUCAAGAUCCUGUAUAAGCGCAAGCCGGUUACGGGGAAGACCAUCUCCGAGAUCUUGGCUGAUGAGCCGGAGAUGCUGGCUGGUGGGAAGGAGGUUGAGUUUGGGGUUAUGAUUAUGGGCGGUGCGAAGGUUGUCGAUGAGGAUCAGGAGAUGGUGGAUCGUGGUGCGUCGCCGAAGGCUGCUCUUGGACCUAGUGGGGAGAGUGUCCUGGAGACGGAGGAUUUCUGGGAGGAUCUGGAGGGAUUCCUGGCGCAGAGGAUUAAGGAUAAUGAAGAGGCGGAGAGGUUGCGGAACUUGUUUAAGGAGGCUUGGAGUUCGAGUCGGUGA
Messenger RNA from Aspergillus nomiae NRRL 13137, 696 nucleotides. RefSeq lists its product as uncharacterized. The record is from RefSeq and is a predicted model, not a curated record. Bases 1 to 696 code for a protein of 231 amino acids. NCBI's taxonomy places the organism in Eukaryota, Fungi, Ascomycota, Eurotiomycetes, Eurotiales, Aspergillaceae. The transcript has 2 exons.